Molecule: messenger RNA, 464 nt
Organism: Rubroshorea leprosula
Lineage: Eukaryota; Viridiplantae; Streptophyta; Magnoliopsida; Malvales; Dipterocarpaceae
Source: the annotation of a GenBank genome assembly
AGAAAAAAGAUACAUGUACAUCUUGGUUUGCGAUGAAUUAGGAGAAAAAAAAUGAAAAAGGCUGAGUGGAUGUCAACGUCUUGGUUUGCGAUGAUCCUGAGUAUGCCAAGAAGUUUGCUGAAGAAACAUGGGCGAAGAACAAAGAUGAAUGCAGCAUUUGAAGAGGCAGAGAAGAAAAAAGAAGAGGAGGAAUCUAAGGAUGCAGUUGAUUCUGAUGUUGAGGAUAGAGACGAUGCCGAUUAUGCUGAAGAAGAUUCUGAUUCUGAAACCAAAUCAGACGGAAGUGAAGAGACCAAGGAAGAUGUACAUGAUGAGCUGUGAGGCAAAAGCACCGUGAUGUUUUGCUGACAAUAUGGGUCCAGAGAUAGUAAGGCAAUUAAGCUCCCCAAAAUUUUUCCAUGAUCUUUUUUUAUCUUCAGCUGUAGGAUUUCUGUUUUAGUGGAGAACAAAAUUGAAGGAAGCAA